Molecule: messenger RNA, 1051 nt
Organism: Dacryopinax primogenitus
Lineage: Eukaryota; Fungi; Basidiomycota; Dacrymycetes; Dacrymycetales; Dacrymycetaceae
Product: NADP-binding protein
Exons: 7
Coding region: 96-1004 (302 amino acids)
Source: RefSeq, a predicted model, not a curated record
CGCCAUGCGCGCCGCAGGUCAAGGAGCUAUCCGUGCAACCAGCAUAAAAUAUGGAAUAGCAUGAGCAUACAUUGACCAAAUACACAUAUCUGACAAUGCCGAAGAAGCUUAUUGUCGUCCUCGGUGCGACUGGAUCGCAAGGCGGAUCUGUAAUAAACGCCUUUCUUGCCAAUGAGAAAUACGCCGUUCGUGGAGUGACGCGUAAUACGACCUCCGCCGCAUCCCAAGCGCUCAUCGCGAGGGGAGCGGAGAUGGUUCAGGCGUCAAUGACGGAUAAGGCCAGUCUCGUUGAGGCAUUCAAAGGAGCAUAUGCAGUUUUUGGUGUGACAGUGGCACUCAUCAAGGACAACGAGACGGAGAUGGGGAAGAAUAUGGUUGAUGCCUGCCUGGCGAACCAUGUACCUCUAUUCGUUUGGUCCUCCCUGCCCAGUAUGAAAGAGGCCACUCAUGGAAAGUACGACAUGCGUCAAUUCGAAGAGAAGGCAGCGGUUGAUCGGUAUAUCGAGCAAGCUGGCCAGCCGGCUGUGAUCUUCUACACUGGACUCUUCACAGAAAACCUACUUGGCCAUCAUGUGAUGCUGCACCCUGUCACACCGGACAAACAGAAGUGGGUGAUACGAUUCCCUAUCGUGCCGGCCGACAUUCCCCAGACGAUCACAUGGAUUGAACGCGAUCUUGGACAGGCCGUCGUGGCCGCUAUCGACCACUGGGAGGAUGAAAAAUGGAAGAAGAUCUUAACCCGGGAACCGACUGUUGUGUGUUCGUAUACGAUCACUGGGGCAGAAAUGGCGCAUACUAUUACCAAGAUCACGGGGAAGGACGUCGUGUACUCUCCGUUGUUGGAAAUGGGUGAACCUGCAAAGACAUUGUUCUCUUUCUUCUCGGAGUAUUGGUACCCCCAGGAAGUCCCAUCUCCUCUCCUGAUCGAGCUUGGUGUCAAGUUCCACUCAUUUGAAGAGUACGUGCGCGAGGAAGUGGUGCCCUAUAUGAACAAAUCUGAGUAGGGGACGGAGUGCUGUGUUGAUUUUAUUAUAUGCUCUUCUAAUAAUAA